Messenger RNA from Microthlaspi erraticum, 378 nucleotides. The record is from the annotation of a GenBank genome assembly. NCBI's taxonomy places the organism in Eukaryota, Viridiplantae, Streptophyta, Magnoliopsida, Brassicales, Brassicaceae.
AUGGCUAAGCUCAUUUUCUUCCUCGCCGUUCAAAUCUUCCUCCUCUCCGCCGUUUCCUCCACCGGAGACGACGGGGAAAACUUUGCUAGACCCAUAGAUCGGAAACUGCUCGGUCUCCACAAGAAAGAGAAACUAACCCAUUUCAAAGUCUAUUGGCACGACAUCUUAGGCGGUCCAAACCCAACCUCCAUCAUGAUUCAGCCACCGGUGGUUACAAACUCUACCCAUUUCCAAAAAAACUCUACACUCUUCGGAGCAAUCUCCAUGAUCGACAACGCUUUGACGGCCAAAGUUCAGAUGAACUCUACUUUGUUGGGCCAGGCACAAGGCUUUUACGCCGGAGCAGCCCAAAGGAGUUGGGCUUUUUCAUGGCGAUGA